This is a messenger RNA of Gastrolobium bilobum, 1000 nucleotides long. RefSeq lists its product as uncharacterized. Lineage: Eukaryota; Viridiplantae; Streptophyta; Magnoliopsida; Fabales; Fabaceae. The coding region runs from base 208 to 681 and encodes 157 amino acids. The transcript has 3 exons. Gene Ontology annotation, cellular component: endoplasmic reticulum membrane. Gene Ontology annotation, biological process: intracellular sphingolipid homeostasis; ceramide metabolic process; negative regulation of ceramide biosynthetic process. The record is from RefSeq and is a predicted model, not a curated record.
CACACGGCAACGUUGAUAUUUUGAUCAGGCAAAGAGAGAGAAAGAGAAAGAGAGAGAAACACAAUCAGAAAAAGCUCUCGUGUUUCUGGGUUUUUGGAAUUUUCAGCACCCAUCAAACCCACCAUCAUUAAAACUGCAAUCGGUGGCCAAAGUUUGGAGCUUUUUGGAUCCAAGAUCAAAAGGGUAUCUCUGGUUUUCGAACUUUUGAUGGCAAAUCUGUAUGUGAAGGCUGUGCAACCAGCGGAUCUGAACAGGAACACGGAGUGGUUCACCUACCCUGGCGUGUGGACGACCUACAUCCUCAUACUCUUCUUUUCAUGGAUCCUCGUUCUCUCCGUCUUCGGUUGUUCCCCUGGCAUCGCAUGGACCAGCGUCAAUCUCGUCCAUUUCCUCGUAACAUAUCACUUUUUCCACUGGAAGAAAGGAACUCCAUUUGCGGAGGACCAGGGGAUCUAUAAUAGAUUGACUUGGUGGGAGCAGGUAGACAAUGGAAAGCAGCUCACUCGUAACCGGAAAUUUCUAACAGUUGUUCCCUUGGUGCUGUACUUGAUCGCCUCACACACAACUGACUAUCAGAACCCAAUGCUCUUCUUCAACACCGUUGCAGUGAUUGUGCUGGUUGUUGCUAAGUUCCCCCAUAUGCACAAGGUCCGAAUUUUCGGAAUCAAUGCUGAUAAGUGAAAAAUCUGUGUAUCCCUAAAACUUGGUUUACCUUCUCAAGAGCCUCUUGUCCUUCUCUUGUUCUGGAAAAGGCCAUACCUUUGUAUAGAAGACAGAACUGGAAGGAUUACUCAAGUAAUGUUUUGUUGCCAACUGUUUUUCUAAGCUGCUUCUAAGGUAUUAAACAAAUAAAUAUGUUGAGUUAUUUCUGUACAGUAGAGAAAAUAUAUGUAUCGGAUUAUAACUGGUGCUUUCAAAUGUACCUUCCUUUAUUUCUUAUCCUCUUUUAGUAAUGCCUUAGAACUGAUAUACAAGAAUGGUCAUUUGCGUUUGCAUUAAA